CAGACAGUUUCAUUUUGGCACUUAGAGAGAUCUUACAGUGACAGGGAGUGAUGGAAGUGCAGGUGGCAACGUUGCUUUGAAUGAGGAAGAUAAGAAUGAUGAUGAUGAUGAUGAUGAUAAUGAUGAUAAUGAUGAUGAUGAUGAUGAUGAUGAUGAUGGGUUGACUGAGAGGUCCCCACAUCUGCACCAUGGAAUCCACUACAGUUCUUCACUUUGAGCCUUCUGAAGUUCCUCCUUCAGGUAUGUCCAAGAAUGGAUACCUUUUCCAAGAGAUGGCGUUACAGGAGGGCGACCCAGACCACGUCUGUGAGAGCCGAGAGGAGGGUCCAGAAACACCCAUUGCCACGGAGGACAACGUUCGCUUCUUCAUCAACGUCGAAGCCAAACAAGGGGGCCCUGAUACUGAUGAUGCAGGUUGCGUGUUACUGCAUACAUCAAAAAAGUAUGUGAAGCUCAUGAACUUCGAGGAGGAGAUCCGUGCUCAUCGCGACCUAGACGGCUUCCUGGCCCGCGCCAGUAUCCUCCUGGAUGAGACGGCCGCCUCGCUGGAUGAUAUGCUCAGGGAGAUGCUGCAGCACGUGGCCCAGGACAGCAACGAACCCGACUGUAACUUCGACAGCGUCAUGAGCAUGCUGUUCACAGACUCAGGGAGGCCACAGGAGGGCAAUGUUCACCUCCUGUCGGAAACCAUUCAAGGCGUGACAGCUACAGCCACAGGGAUUCAGUACCAGCAGUCCUGGCUCUGCAUCAUCUGCAACGCCAAGAACCUUGCGAGGCGACACGUCUGCAUCUCCCGGCUUGAGAGGCCUCAGAACUGGGGGGAGAACUGCUGUGAAGUUAGAUACGUCAUACUGGUCCUGGCGCCACACAAAAUGAAAAGCACCAAGACUGCCAUAGAGCUCGCCCGCACGUUCGCCACCAUGUUCUCUGACAUCACCUUCCGGCAGAAACUGCUGGAGACCAAAACUGAUGAGGAAUUCAAAGAGGCUCUGGUCAACAAGAGGCACCAGCUCACAGCCACUCACCAGGAUCCUGCCACCAAGACCGAGGGCACAGACCCACACAGUGACAAGCCCCUCAGGUGCCAAGACUUCCUAAGGGCUGGGAGAGGGAUUUACGAUGAUCUUUGUCGCCGACUGCCUCUUUACCCUUCAGAUUUCACAGACGGAAUUAUUGGGAACAACAAGACAAUCGUGAAGUACAUCACAACAGCCAUCUUCCUCUACAUUGCCAUCCUUCUUCCAGCAAUAGCCUUCGGUUCACUGAACGACGAGAGCACACGGGGAGAAAUUGACGUGCAGAAGACAAUCAUUGGGCAAGGCAUUGGUGGAAUUAUCUACUCCCUAUUUGCUGGCUCACCAUUGGUUAUUCCCUUAACGACAGCUCCUCUAGCUCUGUUUAUCACUGUGAUCCGAGGAAUCUGUGAUGACUACGAUAUAAACUUCCCAGCUUUCUAUGCUUGCAUCGGUCUGUGGAACAGUUUCUUUCUUAUUCUUGGGGCUGUUUUCAAUGUGAGCCUGGUGAUGAAGCUCUUCAAACGGUCCACAGAAGAAGUAAUUGCACUUUUUAUUUCCAUUGCAUUCGUGAGGGAUGCAGUCAAAGGGACUGUUAAAAUUUUCCACAAGUAUUACCACAAUCCGCAGUUUGAGAAUGGCACCGGGGAUCACAUAACAAAAGUGACACGCUUCUCUGGGUACAGCGGUAAUACCUCUUCUGGGAUCCUGGACACAGCCCUGUGCGGACGGGAGAGCGCUGUCCUCAGUCUGCUGCUCAUGCUGGGGACCUUGUGGCUUGGAUACACACUCUACCAAUUCAAGAGAAGCCCCUUCCUCCACGCCAAAGUGCGAGAAAUCCUGUCAGACUGUGCUCUGCCCAUCUCCGUCCUGAUGUGCUCUUUCGUGGGAUCCUACCUGUUCUUAGAUAUACACCUUCCAAUCUUCACUUUCCAUACGGGUAGUAUGUUCAGCGUGGCUCCGUUCCGCCUGCUCUCCCCAAUGAACGUUGUGAGUGCCAUGGGACUGGGAUUCCUGCUGGCGGUGCUCAUCUUCAUUGACCAGAACAUCGUGAUGUCACUCACCAAUGCGCCAGAGAACAGGCUGCUGAAGGGCACGGCCUAUCACUGGGAUCUGAUGUUGUCAGGGCUCAUCAAUGUUCUGAUGUCAGUCUUGGGGUUGCCAUGGAUGCACGCCGCCUUCCCACACUCCACUCUGCACGUGCGCCAGCUGGCUUUCGUGGAACAGCGAGUGGAGAAUGGACACCUGUAUGAGACGAUCGUCAGUGUGAAGGAGACCCGACUGACCUCACUGGCUGCCAACAUCCUGCUGGGCGUGUCUGUGUUCCUGCUCCCUGUGCCCCUGCAGUGGAUUCCCAAACCUGUCCUGUAUGGCCUCUUUCUCUACAUCGCCCUCACCUCCAUCGACGGCAACCAGCUUUGCGACCGGAUGGCGCUUCUCCUCAAAGAGCAGACCUCCUACCCCCCUACCCACUAUAUUCGGAAAGUGCCCCAGAGAAAGAUUCACUAUUUCACCGGGCUUCAGAUGCUGCAGCUGCUCGUCCUGUGCACCUUCGGGAUGUACCCCCUGCCCUACAUGAAGAUGAUUUUCCCUCUCACCAUGAUCAUACUGAUUCCAGUCAGGUUGUGUGGACUCUAUGGAGUUCAUGAAGUUGCCCUGCCAAAACAUAUAUGGAUUAUAAAUAGGUACACAGGAACUACCUGCUCCCCAAGAUUAUCGAAGCCAAGUACUUGGAUAUAAUAGACGCACAACACAUGUGAGGACUGCUGGACGAUUACAGAAAUUGGACUUCAGCUGAAACUCCAAUAGAACACGACUUUUACAAGUGUAAUAAAAAGAAGGGCUUUUACAUAGAAUGUUUUCUAUUAGUAACGGAUGGAAUUCACUUUUGUAGUUUUCAUGAAAAUUAAGCUCUUGGACUGACGACCAGUCAUUCCAAUGACUGUGGAUCAGGCUUCUGCAGUAAUAGCCUGGGAAAUGUUUUCUAUGUCAUUCCAUUUUGUUUACUUUUAAUCUCUGAAAGUCUAUACACAUAUUUUUACGAUUGCUAUAUUACACACCCCCCCCCCC
Messenger RNA from Polyodon spathula (Mississippi paddlefish), 3083 nucleotides. RefSeq names its product sodium bicarbonate transporter-like protein 11. NCBI's taxonomy places the organism in Eukaryota, Metazoa, Chordata, Actinopteri, Acipenseriformes, Polyodontidae. The record is from RefSeq and is a predicted model, not a curated record. The coding region runs from base 189 to 2753 and encodes 854 amino acids. The transcript is spliced from 21 exons. Gene Ontology annotation, cellular component: basolateral plasma membrane; plasma membrane. Gene Ontology annotation, molecular function: solute:inorganic anion antiporter activity. Gene Ontology annotation, biological process: monoatomic anion transport; transmembrane transport; monoatomic ion homeostasis.